AUGCGUCUCUGUGGAAAUUUCAAUAAACCAAUUCCACGUAAAGUAGUCAUUUGUGGAGACGGUGCGUGCGGAAAAACAUCCCUUCUCAAUGUAUUCAUGAGUGGAUUAUUUCCACAUAGCUAUGAACCAACAGUUUUUGAAAAUUAUAUUCAAGAACUAACUAUAGACGGUGAAGAUGUUGUGUUGUCAAUGUGGGAUACUGCAGGUCAGGAGGAGUUUGAUCGGCUAAGAGCUCACUCGUACAAAGAUACACAUGUUAUUAUGCUGUGUUUCUCAAUCGAUAAUCCGGAUUCACUCGAGAAUAUUGCAAAUCGGUGGUUGAGCGAAAUCCAGCAACAUUGUCCACAAGCAAAAAUCGUACUUGUGGCCCUAAAGUGUGAUUUGAGAGAUACCAAGACAAGCACGACUCCAGUAUUAUAUGAGCAGGGCCUUGAGGUGGCACGUCGGAUUAAUGCAGUUCGAUACCUCGAAUGCUCAGCCAAGCACAAUAGAGGUGUGCGCGAAUGCUUUCAACAAGCUGCCAGAGUAUCCCUGACAGUUAACAAUGGGAAAAAGUCCCAUUACUCAAGAGCAUGUAUUAUUACCUAA
This is a messenger RNA of Phycomyces blakesleeanus NRRL 1555(-), 588 nucleotides long. RefSeq lists its product as hypothetical. The coding region runs from base 1 to 588 and encodes 195 amino acids. Lineage: Eukaryota; Fungi; Mucoromycota; Mucoromycetes; Mucorales; Phycomycetaceae. The record is from RefSeq and is a predicted model, not a curated record. The transcript is spliced from 5 exons. Gene Ontology annotation, molecular function: GTPase activity; GTP binding. Gene Ontology annotation, biological process: small GTPase-mediated signal transduction.